Telopea speciosissima is the source of this 1447-nucleotide messenger RNA. Its product is annotated as amino acid transporter AVT6C-like. Bases 1 to 1335 code for a protein of 444 amino acids. Gene Ontology annotation, molecular function: amino acid transmembrane transporter activity. The record is from RefSeq and is a predicted model, not a curated record. The transcript is spliced from 5 exons. Gene Ontology annotation, biological process: amino acid transmembrane transport. NCBI's taxonomy places the organism in Eukaryota, Viridiplantae, Streptophyta, Magnoliopsida, Proteales, Proteaceae.
AUGAAAAAAGAAGCAGAUAUUCACGCGUCGCUCCUCCCGGAGCUCAGGCCACCACUAGAGAGUAAGAGCACAGACACCGAUGGCGGCGCUUCGGUCUCCGGCGCGGUGUUCAACGUGUCGACAAGUAUUAUUGGAGCCGGAAUUAUGUCGAUUCCGGCUACUUUCAAGGUCUUAGGUGUCGUUCCGGCCCUUGCAAUGAUGGUGAUCAUCGCUAUCCUCUCCGACGUUUCAGUUAAUUUCCUCCUGAAGUAUACAAAUGCCGGCAAUUCGACGACAUACGCCGGAGUCAUGAGAGAGGCGUUUGGGAGAAUUGGAUCACUAGCGUUGCAGAUUUGUGUGAUGCUCACUAACCUGGGUGCGUUGAUCAUUUUUCUCAUCAUAAUCGGUGAUGUGUUGUCGGGGAGCCAAUCCGAAGGAUCAAUACACUUGGGUGUUUUGCAAGAAUGGUUUGGUUUCCAUUGGUGGAACACCCGUGCUUUCGCACUCCUCUUUACUACACUCUUUGUGUUUCUUCCUCUUGUCUUGCUGCGUCAUGUAGAGUCGCUACGGUUUACUUCAGCCAUAUCAGUUCUUCUUGCUAUUGUAUUUGUUGGAAUUAGUUCGGUGAUGGCUAUACUUGCCCUUUGCGAAGGGAAGACACAGAGCCCGAGACUGCUACCGGAUCUGGCCCACCAAGCAUCUUUCUUUGACCUUUUCACUGCUGCUCCUGUCAUUGUGACGGCUUUCACCUUCCACUUCAAUGUUCAUCCAAUUGCAGUCGAGCUUCAAAACCCUUCCAAGAUGGUUUCAGCAGCUCGAAUAUCAAUAGUACUAUGCGCUACAAUUUAUUUGACUGUAGGGUUCUUUGGGUACCUACUGUUUGGGGACUCCACCAUGCCAGACAUACUUAGUAAUUUUGACAGAAAUUCUGAUUCUCCAAUAGGUUCGAUACUUAACGACACGGUUCGGUUAAGUUAUGCACUCCAUCUCAUGUUAGUUUUUCCUCUAGUGAACUUCUCUCUUAGGGCCAAUAUCCAUGAACUACUCUUCACCAAAUCACCUCAAUCGACUUCAGCAGACACCACAAGAUUUGUCUUCCUCACCAGUUUUCUUCUAGUUUUCAUUUACAUUGCAGCAAUAGCCCUCCCAAAUAUAUGGUAUUUUUUUCAGUUCAUGGGCUCAACAUCAGCUGUCAGUCUUGCACUUAUUUUCCCAGGCGCCAUUGUCCUAAGAGAUGUUCAUGGGAUAUCCACAAGAAGAGAAACGAUAUUGGCAGCGCUAAUGAUAAUCUUAGCAUUAAUUACAAGCUCUAUUGCUAUUUCCUCCAAUAUAAUUAGUUUAACUAGAAAAUUAUAAUUACCUUUUUUUUUUUACUUGGGUCGAUGUAUUUACCAUACGUAUGGUCUUCUCAAAGUUUUGUAUUGUAUAGAAAUUUCUAUAGCCUACACCGUCAAGUGGAAAUUGUGCC